This is a messenger RNA of Microthlaspi erraticum, 1098 nucleotides long. Lineage: Eukaryota; Viridiplantae; Streptophyta; Magnoliopsida; Brassicales; Brassicaceae. The record is from the annotation of a GenBank genome assembly.
AUGUGCGCAAAGAAAGAAGAAGAAGUAGUAGAUAGUUCAGGAGCCAUGAACAACAUCCAAAAUUACCAAAAUGACCUCUUCUUCCACCAACUCAUCUCUCAUCAUCAUCACCAACAUCAUCACGACCCCUCUCAGCCCGAAACUUUCGGAGCUCCGAGUAACAACGUCGGAUCCGGAUUCACUAUCUACUCCCAAGAUUCCGUCUCCCCAAUAUGGCCUUCUCCGAUCCAACCACCGUUCGAUUCAUUUCCUCCUCCUUCUUCUCCAGCAUCUUUCUACGGGAGUUUCUUUAACAGAAGUCGAGCUCAUCAACAGGGACUACAGUUUGGGUACGAGGGUUUUGUUGGAGCCACGUCAGCAUCACAUCAUCAUCAUCAUAAUGAACAGCUUCGGAUCUUGUCAGAGGCUUUAGGUCCGGUAGUGCAAGCCGGGUCGGGUCCUUUCGGGUUACAAGCUGAGCUAGGAAAGAUGACAGCACAAGAGAUCAUGGAUGCUAAAGCUUUAGCUGCUUCAAAGAGUCAUAGUGAAGCUGAGAGAAGACGAAGAGAGAGAAUCAACAAUCAUCUCGCUAAGCUCCGUAGCAUAUUACCAAACACAACCAAAACUGAUAAAGCGUCGUUACUAGCGGAAGUGAUUCAACACGUAAAAGAGUUAAAGAGAGAGACUUCAGUGAUCUCAGAGACAAAUUUGGUACCAACGGAGAGCGACGAGUUAACUGUAGCUUUCACGGAGGAGGAAGAAACCGGAGAUGGCAGAUUCGUCAUUAAAGCGUCGCUUUGUUGUGAAGACAGGUCGGAUCUCUUGCCGGACAUGAUCAAAACGUUGAAAGCUAUGCGUCUCAAAACGCUCAAAGCGGAGAUAACUACCGUCGGAGGACGUGUCAAGAACGUGUUGUUUAUCACCGGAGAAGAGAGCUCCGGUGAGGAGGAGAUGGAAGAGUAUUGUAUAGGGACGAUAGAGGAAGCUUUGAAGGCUGUGAUGGAGAAGAGCAAUGUUGAAGAAUCAACUUCUUCUGGAAAUGCUAAGAGACAGAGAAUGAGUAGUCACAACACUAUUACAAUCGUCGAACAACAACAACAACAACAACAUCUCAGGUAA